CGUUCCAGAUGCUGCUGAUCAGAGUUAUAAAGUUCUGAUAUGACGCUUAAACUUUAGUUAUCAUAGAGUGUGAUAAUUGCUUGCUGUUGCUGCUUUGUAUCAUGUUUAACAUGGAAUUGGCAAAACUCUUUAUUUUGAUUUUGUUGUGCCAUCAGUGGGUGUGUAAUGGUAGCAACCACAAUGCGAGAUCUUUGGAGGAAGAGAGUCUGGCUGAUUUGCUUUCGUGGGAGGAUGCAUCUGACCUUCUGUUAAAAAGAUUGAUGAAUGAUGACCUGCAGAAUGGUGGCCAAAAAUCUCAAGAAACAAAUUCUAGUUCUGGAACGUCUGAAGAUGUUCAUGGCAACCUCAGCCAGGAUGCUGAAGCUGUGGAAUCCAUUUCUGGCCUUCCAAGUAACUUCAGCCUAGAUGAUUCUGCAGAGGCAAUUGGUUCAGAUGUUCAUGGCAACCUUAGUCAGGAUGCUGAAGCUGUAGAAUCCAACUCUGGCCCACCUGGAAACUUCAGCCAGGAUGCUGAAGCCGUUGAAUCCAGUUCCACUCUUUAUGGCAACCUCAGCCAGGAUGCUGAAGCUGUAGAAUCCAACUCUGGCCCACCUGGAAACUUCAGCCAGGAUGCUGAAGCCGUUGAAUCCAGUUCCACUCUUUAUGGCAACCUCAGCCAGGAUGCUGAAGCUGUAGAAUCCAGUUCCACUCCUUAUGGCAACCUCAGCCAGGAUGCUGAAGCUGUGGAAUCCAGUUCCAGUCUUUAUGGCAACCUCAGCCAGGAUGCUGAAGCUGUAGAAUCCAACUCUGGCCCACCUGGAAACUUCAGCCAGGAUGCUGAAGCCGUUGAAUCCAAUUCCACUCUUUAUGGCAACCUCAGCCAGGAUGCUGAAGCUGUAGAAUCCAACUCUGGCCCACCUGGAAACUUCAGCCAGGAUGCUGAAGCCGUUGAAUCCAGUUCCACUCCUUAUGGCAACCUCAGCCAGGAUGCUGAAGCUGUGGAAUCCAGUUCCAGUCUUUAUGGCAACCUCAGCCAGGAUGCUGAAGCUGUAGAAUCCAGUUCCACUCCUUAUGGCAACCUCAGCCAGGAUGCUGAAGCUGUGGAAUCCAGUUCCACUCUUUAUGGCAACCUCAGCCAGGAUGCUGAAGCUGUAGAAUCCAGUUCCACUCCUUAUGGCAACCUCAGCCAGGAUGCUGAAGCUGUGGAAUCCAGUUCCACUCCUUAUGGCAACCUCAGCCAGGAUGCUGAAGCUGUAGAAUCCAGUUCCACUCCUUAUGGCAACCUCAGCCAGGAUGCUGACGCUGUAGAAUCCAGUUCCACUGUUUAUGGCAACCUCAGCCAAGAUACUGAAGCUGUAGAAUCCAGUUCCACUUACGGCAACCUCAGCCAGGAUGCUGAAGCUGUAGAAUCCAGUUCCACUGUUUACGGCAACCUCAGUCAGGAUGCUGAAGCUGUAGAAUCCAGUUCCACUGUUUACGGCAACCUCAGCCAGGAUGCUGAAGCUGUAGAAUCCAGUUCCACUCUUUAUGGCAACCUCAGUCAGGAUGCUGAAGCUGUAGAAUCCAGUUCCACUGUUUACGGCAACCUCAGCCAGGAUGCUGAAGCUGUAGAAUCCAGUUCCACUCUUUAUGGCAACCUCAGCCAGGAUGCUGAAGCUGUAGAAUCCAGUUCCACUGUUUACGGCAACCUCAGUCAGGAUGCUGAAGCUGUGGAAUCCAACUCUGGCCUUCCAAGUAACUUCAGCCUAGAUGAUUCUGCAGAGGCAAUUGGUUCAGAUGUUCAUGGCAACUUCAGCCAGGAUGCUGAAGCCGUGGAAUCCAGUUCUAGCCCCUUUCAUGAGUCUGAUCCUCGCCUUGUAAUUCUGCCUGAAAUCUUUAACCAGGGAUCUGGCUUCACUGAGGAAUCUUCUGCUAGCGUGUCCCAUGAGUCUAACCCUAGUUUUCUCAUUGUGUAUGCUAACAUCAGCGACAUUGACGGUUUGGAGAUUGUUUCUAAUGGCUCUGAAGUUUGAGGUGUGUGUUUACCUUAAUAAAACUUUUAAUACUACA
Ctenopharyngodon idella (grass carp) is the source of this 2028-nucleotide messenger RNA. RefSeq lists its product as uncharacterized. The transcript is spliced from 3 exons. NCBI's taxonomy places the organism in Eukaryota, Metazoa, Chordata, Actinopteri, Cypriniformes, Xenocyprididae. Bases 102 to 1991 code for a protein of 629 amino acids. The record is from RefSeq and is a predicted model, not a curated record.